AUGCGAUGACUGCUGGCAGAUUUGCUUGGGGCUGAGGGCAAUAUGGGGCUUUUCCAGGUUCAGCUGAUCCAUGCUUUGGCCUGCAGACACUGUGGCAGCAGCACUUGCCUCCAGAGUCCAGGGAAUCUGGGUCAAAUUUUAAAGUAUCUGGCCUUCCUUGAUCACCUGUGGAAACAAAAAUCAGAGGAGGAAGAGGAAGAGGAAGAGGUAGAAAAGAAGGAAGAAGAGUCAUCAUUUCUGGAUCCACUGAAACCAUAUUCCUCUUCCAAAGAAGCUUCCAUUGGAAAGCAAGGCAUCAUAGCCCUACCGCAGCCACCCUGUGGUUCUGAGGACCUCUACAAGGCUACAAAGACUCCAGAGCAAAUAUUCACACAGCCCUCAAGCCCUUUCAGAUCCUUCCCUAGCUUCCAGAUCCUGACUAACCUACCUGUGAGGAAGAUAGCAUCAGGGAGCUGCCUGCAGCAGAGAAAAAGCCAGCUCUUCUGGGGUCUCCCUUCUCUACACAGUGAGUCCUUGGAGACUAUAUUCCUGAGCUCAAAUGGUCCUUCUCCACUAAAGUUGUCUGUUUGUCCUUCUGUCUUCUUUAACAAAGUUGCCUUUUUGCCUAGGUACAACCUUUUGUUUUCCUCUUAUCGUUCCUUAUCCCACUAUUUUACCCCAGAAGCCCAUAGUAUGGAUGGUCCGGAAGGAAUGGUCCCUGGUUCUGAGCUACUUCCCUCUCUAUCUUCCCCUCCUGUUCCAUCACUAUCCUUCCAUCUUAAGCCCUUGCCUAUGGACCACAAAGGAGCCUCAUCUGAUGCUGAGGCGCACACACAGUGGCCUUCACAGCACAGAGAUAGAGAUGUUCCUUUGGUCUCUGGAGAGCAAGUUCUGCACUCACAGCCUGAAGUCCAAAGAAUCAGAUCCUCCAAUCUCUUGUCCUCAUCUGAGGCCUGGAGGGGGACACCCCAGGACCCCAGCCUCCAUCAACACAAACCAGAGUCACCCUCCACCUCUCUGCUGUAUCCUUGUAGCCCUCUGGGAGUCCUAACCAGUUUUGAGGCCCCACAGAGGAUUAUGAGGCAAAAUGAGCACCCAAAAGCCUCUGAGUCAACAGUGCCAACUCCAAGCCCAACCCUAGCUUCCUUGUCAGAACUUCAGAAUGUCAACCCUACUGAAGACUUGUCUGGAUAUAAGGCUGUCUGGGAAACCACAGCACAAAAAGAAAACCCUCAGAUCUCUAGGUUAUCAACCUUGGCCCUUUGCCAACCCAUAUUACCCAUUACAGAACCUCAAGAAACUGGCCCUCCAGGAAUUCCAACUGAAUUUGAAGCUCAGUGGGGUGCCAUAGAUAAUAAAGACAGUCCCCAAAUUUCUGAGCCUCUAAUGCCAGCCUCAUGUCAACCUUCAGUUUCUCUGUCAGAAUUCCAAAAAGUUGUCCCCAAAGGACUUUCUGCACAUGAGGACUUAUGGAAAACUACAGGAUACAGAGAGGGCCCACAGGUUGCUAAGUUUCCAGUACCAGCCCCCUGCCUUCCUACAGACUCCCAGUCAGAACUCCAGAAAGAGAGUCCUCUAGAAGAUCUGUCUGGAUAUGAAUCUCCAUGUGAAUGCCAAGAAAACUCAGGAAACCUCUGGGCUUCUGAGACCCCAGCCUUAGACCUCAACACAGGGCUCUAUGAAACCAGCUCUGCAUGUGUAUCAUCAGGGUCUGAGACUCAAAGGAAGGGCAGGCAGAGAAGAGAAAACCUUUGGGUUUCAACAGACCAAGUUUCAUCUCCCAACCUUCCUUCAGAAUCUCUACCUGAGUCUGUGGUUACAGGGCUCCGGAGAGCCCUGUCAGAGCCUAAAACUUUGUGGGAGACCAAGAAUCAAAGAGAGGAUCUUUGGAUGCCUGACACCCUAGACCUUGUUCAUAGAACACCUUUUGUCCCCUUUAUAGAGCUACAAAGAAUCAAUACUAUGGAUGGCUUCCCUAUAUCAGAAGCUACACAGAAAGGUACUGGGCAUUCAAAGGAUCCUUGGGUUUCUGAUCCCCCAUCCUCGACCCUCAGUCCAUCCCUAGCUCCUGCACUACAGUCCUUCAGAUUUAGUCCUAUAGUGGGCCUAUUUAAUUCUAAAACUAGGUGUGAGAACUCCAGGGCCUCUGGGCUGCCAGCUGAGAGCAUACCUCAACACCUGUAUGGAGCCAGCCCCAUGGAAGUGCUAUCUGACUCUGAACCUGUUGGGGAGGUCAUGAAGCAGAAAGAAAACUGUUGUGUCCCUGUAUCCCCAGUUAGGGGCCCCAGCCCACCUCUAAACUCUGUUUCAAAGUCUCACAUAAGUGAGCCUACUGGAGACCAAUGCAACUGUAAGCCUAUAGAAGCAGUAGAGCAGAGAAAGGGCUCAUGGAUCACUGAGCUCUCAACCCUCAGCUCACUCUCUUUUCCUUCACAAGAACCACACUCUGAUCUUGAGUUUGUGAGUAGAAAGGUACAAGAAAGAAAGGGGCCCAUGGGCCCUAGUCCUCCACCUACCUGGUCUCUCUACCCAGCUAAAUUCCCAAUACAGCCUGGCCUACAGAAAGAGAUGCUGUCAGAGGCCAAGGUAGGAGCCUCAUCAUCUCAGAGCGAGGCUGUCUCAGAAGUGCUCACCCACCCUCAGAUCCAUGCCUGGCAAUGGAGUACAGAAUUAAAGCUGAAGCUCAAGAAACUGCAGCAGAGCCCUGCUUUCAAAUGCCCUGACCCAAAGCAAUCACAUUGCAGCUUACCUGCCCUGAAUUCCACAACCCCAGACUCCCAGGGACUCUCUUCCUGCUCCCCUCACAAUCACCCUCUCAGCCUAUAUCCCUACGCUUCAAGUAAUCAUUCCAAAACUCACAACACAGUACCUCAGCCUUUCCAGACCCUUCAUAACUCUCACUCUUCUUCUCAGCCUCAAGUAAGAGCUUCUGGCAGGGCCGAACAAGAGUCUCAGAAAAAGGAAAGAAUGAAAGGGAAGGUAGUGGCCCAUAUCCCAUUUCCAGGGCAGGUUUAUGUGGAAGCUGGUAAGAAAUGUUCAGGCCUGGGAGAGCUUUCAAACCCAGGGGUUCUGGCCUCAGGAAAAAGGCAAAACAAAACUUUAGUUAUCCAACCUUCAGCCCCCAAACGAGUGAGUCCCAGAAAACCCCAAGCAGGGAAAUGUGGAGGAGGGAAACAACUGCACUCACCCAAUGUCGCAGGGAACAGCCACCAUGCCCAGGCCUGGAAACUAGCAGAGGUUCCUGUAAGUUUUUCCAAAAGGUCUCACUACAGGGGUCAGAGUUGUCCACAAUCUGACCUUCCUCAGCAGUUUCUCCCCAAGGAUGUGGCUCCCCAAGAUGGGCAACAGGUAGGGCUGGUAGCUGGUCAUAUCCAGAAACCUCAUCAUUGUAAACACUGUCCUUGGACCCACAUGGAAAAGCAUCUCCCAUUGCCCAAACCUCAGGCUCCCUUUACCAGACGUUUCCAAAGGGUAUUGGCCAAAUUUCUAGGUACCCAUGGGUCUCUGCCCAUCAAAUCUAGUGGUAGUACCGGCACCCAAUACCCUACAAUCUGA
Molecule: messenger RNA, 3534 nt
Organism: Jaculus jaculus (lesser Egyptian jerboa)
Lineage: Eukaryota; Metazoa; Chordata; Mammalia; Rodentia; Dipodidae
Gene: Spata31g1
Product: chromosome 1 C9orf131 homolog
Exons: 2
Source: RefSeq, a predicted model, not a curated record